GCGUGCGUGAGCCCUAGGAAAAUUGUUGACCAAAUUUUCGUGAUUUCGUGAAGGAUAUUUUUAGCAGAACUCUGAAAACGUGAAAGGGUGCAACACGAAGGCGCUGGGCAUAAUAAUAAACAUAUUGCCGCCCACCAUCUGGUGUUUCUGCGUGCGAAUUAAGCUCGUCAGAAGCGUGUUCCAGCGUUUUCUCGUAGCGUAAACAAAACGCAAACCAACAAUCAUGGCAAACGUCUGUGAACCUCUCACGCUGGCCAAAGAUGUGAAGCGAUCGAUAGAGCUGCUGGAAAAGCUACAGAUGAGUGGGGAAGUUCCGGCCACCAAGCUGGCGGCCCUACAGAAAGUGCUGCAGAGCGAUUUUCUGAAUGCGGUCCGGGAGGUUUACGAGCACGUCUACGAGACGGUCGAUAUUCAGGGUUCGCUCGAUGUGCGUGCGUCGGCCACGGCAAAGGCGACGAUCGCGGCGUUUGCCGCCAGUGAGGGUCACGCCCAUCCGCGCGUUGUGGAGCUGCCAAAGACGGACGAAGGGCUCGGGUUCAACGUGAUGGGUGGCAAGGAACAGAAUUCGCCGAUCUACAUUUCCCGCAUCAUUCCGGGCGGUGUGGCCGAUCGGCACGGUGGGCUGAAGCGUGGCGAUCAGCUGCUAUCGGUGAACGGUGUGUCGGUGGAGGGCGAAAACCACGAGAAGGCUGUGGAGCUGCUGAAGCAAGCGGUCGGUUCGGUGAAGCUCGUCGUCCGUUACACACCGAAGGUGCUGGAGGAGAUGGAGUUGCGUUUCGAUAAGCAACGAGCCGCCCGAAGACGUCAGCAGUACUAAGCAGGCGGGUCGCGGCCGUCGUUUCCCCGUUUUGUAAUCCCCAUGGAAACGUUUCGUUAAGCCAAACACUACUCCGCAGCGUGCUGCGAUUGUGGGGCUCCCCGCACCGCGCGGGACAGCUGGUGUAAAUCGUAACGUGUGUAUGUGUUCGUGUUCAUGUUAUUUGUGUGUUCCCCCUCCCGGACAACCGAUUCUCAUUACUCUGCGAUACCGGAGUAAAAAGCUGGAGGCAUCUUAUUCGUAUAAAAAAGUGGGGAUCGAAGAUCGUUAUUUAAUCUAGUACACACUUGUCCGCUCUGUAUUGUAAACCACAUCUCUGGCACGCAUCCUGCAUGAGGCAUCUGUUUCGUCCACUAUCGCCACACCCUAGUGCAUUUGCGUUGAUGGAUCCUUUCAUUCUCUAGCAUCGGAGAAACGCCAGGGCCUGCUAAUCACGCGCUGAUAGCUCCCUUAGAAAAAGAAACAGAAACAUGCCACUAGUAAGAUGGUUCUGCCACUAAGUAACAGUUCUGCCGAACCCUGAUGGCCAUUGCUCGUGCACAUCGUGCGAUGCUGCACCACCCGUGGCACCGUUUUGUCCAAAGCCACAAACACAGAAACAAAUAGGAAUCGUAAUAAAGUAAUUCGCCCUGACUUACCUGACAAACCACGAUCUGCGUGCCCUAUCGU
Anopheles darlingi is the source of this 1486-nucleotide messenger RNA. RefSeq names its product protein lin-7 homolog C (gene veli). The record is from RefSeq and is a predicted model, not a curated record. Gene Ontology annotation, biological process: neurotransmitter secretion; maintenance of epithelial cell apical/basal polarity; protein localization to basolateral plasma membrane. Gene Ontology annotation, molecular function: protein binding. The coding region runs from base 224 to 817 and encodes 197 amino acids. The transcript is spliced from 2 exons. Lineage: Eukaryota; Metazoa; Arthropoda; Insecta; Diptera; Culicidae. Gene Ontology annotation, cellular component: basolateral plasma membrane; synapse; cell-cell junction.